AUGGACGGUGUUGGUGUUGUUGGAAUACCUGCAUGUGGCAUUCCAAAGUCUCCCCACGGCGCAACUGCAAAUCGCUCUUUUGCCACGCUUCUUCACACCUUGGUCGUCAGUCAUGCUGGGCCACGUCGCCUCUGUCGUGGCGAUAUUCGCACAGCUCGCCUUGUGCGCGCGCAAGGCGCCAGCCAGCAACAGCAGGGCCGUCAAGGCGGCGCGCGUGCCCGCGGGGUUCUCCAACUGCAUCUUCUACGACGACUUUGCGACAGCGAGGGAUCGCUGCCGGACGCGUCGAGAUGGGCCGUCGACCUGGGCACGCAGUACGACGGGGGGCCCGCGCAAUGGGGCACCGGCGAGGUCGAGACGUACACGGACGACUGGCAGAACGUCCGCAUCACGGCCGACUGCACGCUCAAGAUGACGCCGGUGCGCGGCGACGACGGCUCGUGGACCUCGUCGCGCGUCGAGACGACGGCCGGCUGGGACUUUGCCUGCGCGGCCGGCGAGCGCCUCCGCGUCGAGGCCGGCAUCAGGCUGGGCGACAACCCCGAGGCCAGGUCGCUCGGCAUCUGGCCCGCCUUCUGGGCCCUGGGCUCCGACUACCGCGGCAACUACCAGAACUGGCCGGCCGUGGGGGAGGUUGACAUACUCGAGAGCGUCAACGGCCUCGGCAGGGUCUGGCACGCCGCCCACUGCGGCGCGAACCCGGGCGGCGCGUGCGACGAGCCAAGCGGCAUUGCCCGCGUCACCGACCCGUACGAGCGCGGGGCCUGGCACACGGUUGCCUGGGAGGUUGACCGGUCGGGCUGGGGCCAGGAGUCCAUGAGCUGGUAUGUCGACGGGGAUGUGCAGUGGACGCUGUGGGAGGAGGAUGUCGACGACGCCGAUGCGUGGCACGCCCUGGUCGCCAACAGCAAGAUGAUUUUGCUGAAUGUUGCUGUUGGCGGCGGGUUUCCCGACGGCGUCUCGGGCACCACGACGCCCACGUACGAUACUCUUGAUGGCGACGGCGCGAGCAUGGAGGUUGAUUACGUGGCUGUUUACUUGGAGGGUGGGUGGUGA
Molecule: messenger RNA, 1056 nt
Organism: Metarhizium acridum CQMa 102
Lineage: Eukaryota; Fungi; Ascomycota; Sordariomycetes; Hypocreales; Clavicipitaceae
Biological process (GO): carbohydrate metabolic process
Molecular function (GO): hydrolase activity, hydrolyzing O-glycosyl compounds
Source: RefSeq, a predicted model, not a curated record